This is a messenger RNA of Necator americanus (New World hookworm), 450 nucleotides long. RefSeq lists its product as uncharacterized. The record is from RefSeq and is a predicted model, not a curated record. NCBI's taxonomy places the organism in Eukaryota, Metazoa, Nematoda, Chromadorea, Rhabditida, Ancylostomatidae. Bases 1 to 450 code for a protein of 149 amino acids. The transcript has 5 exons.
AUGACUGCUCCUUCCGUCGUCGUCCUUGAGGUGCUCUGCUUCCUCUUUGUAGCAUCUGCUGCAAACCCAUCAAAUAAACCGACGCAUGAGCCGUGUUUUCAACAUGAACAACCUGGGCGAACGCUAAUGCGUCAACGGAUGUUCCUAGUUUUGAUGAGAGCGAGCUAUGGAGGUCUUGAAGACUACCGAUGCAGCCUUGAAGAAUGCGCUAUAGCGUUUUUGAAGAAUCCUGGUGAUAAACAUAAAGUAAUCUGCAACGGCACAGCUGUCACGAUAAAAGAUUAUAAAAGUAAGAAAAGUGGGAGUGGGAAACCUAUGGAAAUUUUCCAAGAGGGUGUUAAGCAGUGGAAGAUCACAGCGGACCGGAGCUAUGGACCGUAUGGAUGCAGCUUCCGUCGAGAUAAAGAAAACAUACAUUUUGCGUGCGUUUUCCAUUCAGGCGACUUCUAA